Molecule: messenger RNA, 1250 nt
Organism: Apaloderma vittatum (bar-tailed trogon)
Lineage: Eukaryota; Metazoa; Chordata; Aves; Trogoniformes; Trogonidae
Gene: RAB8B
Product: RAB8B, member RAS oncogene family
Exons: 7
Coding region: 118-498 (126 amino acids)
Biological process (GO): protein localization to plasma membrane; regulation of exocytosis; protein secretion
Cellular component (GO): synaptic vesicle; plasma membrane; trans-Golgi network transport vesicle
Molecular function (GO): GTPase activity; GTP binding
Source: RefSeq, a predicted model, not a curated record
AUCGACUUUAAGAUCAGAACAACAGAAUUAGAUGGAAAGAAAAUCAAACUACAAAUAUGGGAUACAGCAGGCCAGGAGAGAUUCCGCACAAUCACAACAGCUUACUACAGAGGAGCCAUGGGAAUUAUGCUGGUGUAUGACAUCACAAAUGAAAAGUCUUUUGACAACAUAAAGAACUGGAUAAGAAACAUAGAAGAGCAUGCCUCUUCAGAUGUAGAAAGAAUGAUCCUGGGUAACAAAUGUGAUAUGAAUGAAAAAAGACAAGUCUCAAAAGAAAAAGGAGAGAAGUUAGCAAUUGAUUAUGGAAUCAAGUUUUUGGAGACAAGUGCAAAAUCCAGCAUAAAUGUGGAAGAGGCAUUUUUCACACUUGCACGGGACAUUAUGACAAAGCUCAACAGAAAAAUGAAUGACAACAGUUCGUCAGGGGCAGGUGGGCCAGUAAAAAUAACAGAAAAUCGAUCUAAGAAGAGCAGCUUCUUUCGAUGCACGCUACUUUGAUGAACUUCUAAUGAUAGACUGCAGCACACUUAGAACCUUUUCUGCUUCUUUGAAAGCACAGGGUCACAAAGCCUCAGAAAUAAUACCACCAAGCUGCUGCUGAGAGCUCCAUUGAACGUAGACUGCGAUACACAAAAUACCAAGUGGAUUUUGCUCACUAAGCCUAUUGACCUGUCAGGCUCUUUUUCUCAGAUAUGGAAGCUAUGAAGUGGAGACACAAAUGCAAGAGUUAACUUGUUUUCCUUUUUUUACUUUCUGUUUUAAUGCCUGUUGCAAAAGCUGCUAUGUUUCUUUUAACUUUGCACAUCCGUAUUGGCCUCUGACUGCCUGUUACAGCACAAUCUUAGAUUUGUAUUUGCACAGUUUGACUCGUAAGUAAGAUUCUUAACAGAUUUGUGCAGGCUUUUCAUUCUCUUUGUAAACAAAUUUCUUUUCAAGCACAAGAGCUGGGGUAAAAAUGGUCUUGAUUCCAUUAUUUCCUAUGCUGUAUACUUCUGGCCAUGACUGCAGUGUGGAUAUUGACACUCUAGCGAUGAGAAUUACUGUAACAAUUGGCAUUUAACAAUUUGUCUGGGUUUUGUCUCUUAGAUGCACAAAUCUGUUCAUGCAGAAGCUGUGGCUUCUGUUCUGAAUGUAGUAUGUUGCUUUUCUUUCUUUACCAGACUUAGCAGAGUUGUGUUCUGAAUUGCCAGUCACUGUCUGAUUCACAGAUGCACCUUUCAGUUAUUUGAAUAAACACAGCGUAUCUCCUC